AUGGACCCCGUCAGCGGGCUCGCCUUGGCGUGCAACAUUCUGGACAUGAUUGAACGUGGGUACAAAUGUGCGGCCACUAUUAAGAAGCUGCACGAUUCGCAAACCGGCCUCCUGAAGCAACACGAAAUGCUUGUCGGCGAAACCGACACACUCUCUGACAUUGCCGGCGAGAUUGAUACACUCUCCGAUAUUGCCGGUGCUCGACAAACGGAUGAGCGAAAUCGCCAAGAAAUGCCUGUCUAUUUGCGCUGCCAUCCAAACCCUCGUCAACAAGUGAGAGACAUGACUAGGCUCAGCGAAUCCCAAAUAUUGGAGGUUUCCGACACGCUCCGCGUGCUGUCCAGCAGCCUCAAUAAGGCAGCUCAGUCCAAUGACUCUGGCCAGUCCAGUUCGGUCCUUGAAAAGCUCCAGGAACUCCUCUGUGCCGCCACCGAGGCCACUGAGGCCUCCAAGAUCAGCCAAGUUCUAGACGAGCUCUAUUUUCCAACGAUGAAGGAGAGGUUCAGCAAUGUUGGCGAGAUUGCCCCACGGACAUUUGACUGGAUCUUCAAGGAUUCGGGUACCUUUCUUGAUAAGCAACCGGGCUCAAAGAUCACUUUCCGGGACUGGCUGAGAUCAGGCACCGGGAUAUUCCACAUUGAGGGCAAACCCGGGUCGGGCAAAUCGACCCUUAUGAAACAUAUAUGCGACCACCACGAGACUGAGAACUUCCUCCGCGAAUGGGCCGGAGAGAAAAGGCUCAUCACAUGGAGAUUCUUCUUCUGGAGGCCAGGGACCCCCGAGCAGAAAUCCCUCCGCGGGCUUACCCGCGGCCUUCUCUGGGGAAUAAUUCGACGGGAACGUCAGCUCGCCAAGUUACUCUUUCCUAGGCUGUGGCGGCCGACCGAGUUCCCGGAGUCUCCCCCCUCGCAGUUCAUCGAUUUGUCCGACGAGGACGUCGAUAAGGCACUUGGUCUGCUGCAUCUACAGCAAUGGGCGUCAAGCCCGUGCCGGAACGUCAAACUUUGCGUCUCAAGCCGCCAACUUCCUGUCUUUUCCCACGCCUUUUCGCCAGCCCAAAGGCUCACCAUUCAUCUCUUCACCCACGAAGAUAUUGUGGCGCUUGUUGAUGAGAGGUUAGAGCAAAAUGGUGCGUUUCGAGAGCUAGCCAAGUCCGAGAAGUAUCGAUGCGGUCAGAUGGUUGCUCAAGUCAUUUCGAGGGCUGAAGGAGUUUUCCUCUGGGUUUGCAUAGUGCUUAACCGGCUCGAAGAUUCGUUACGCAAUGGAGAUUCGAUCACCAUGCUGGAAAGCAUCGUAAAAACUGCACCCACCGAGUUAGACGACUUAUUCAGCUAUAUACUCACCUCCAUUCCGCUGCACUACCGCCGCCAAGCAUUCAUCAUGCUUGCACUAGCCAUGCGGUUAGAUGACUUUCUGCUAUCGGAAGAACUGAGAGACUCUGACUCUAGGGCUGGAAAGCCUGAAUAUGAAAACAGCGGCUGGAGGCUUAGCUUGUUCUCAUGUUCCUACCUUCUCGAGGGUUUGGACGAUAAGAGCAAGAGCCUCGAAAAGGUCUUCAAUGACGAGAUCGCUACUUGCACACUCGCCUGGAUGACGCUCAUCGAUCUUAGUUACCGGGAGAAAAAGAAACUGUAUGGACACGCCAACAAGGAGCCUUACCUCAUCUUCGAUUCACAGGGAGACAAGUAUGACCCGGAGAAGAAAGACCUGUGCGCACCUACUGUCUUGAUUAACAAACGUCUCCAUCCCGGUGCACAGCUUGAUUUUUACCUUCCCAUGUUAUUAUUCCAGAUUGGACGAGUUCCUGCCACCGACCCUGAGUUGAUUAUGCCGCUUUUGCAGCAGAUCGAGCAGGAACUCUUAUAUCACCAAUUCGGGAUCAGGACGUUCAAUGAAAUCCCUGAAUAUCAACGCCACUACUACGACAUGGUCAGUUUGUAUUCAAGUGCCUGCGUCGGGGGUCACAAUGAACUCAUUUGUUGGGACCAUGAGAACAAAUCCCUCUCUCUCACAAGGGGCCAAGACUGGAUGAUUGCAAAUCUUCUUGGAUCGGUGAUCCACAGGCUUCCGUUUUAUCGCGGCGGAACGACUGUGGAGUUUUACCUACACCGCGAUACGACCAUUGUAGAAUAUUUCUUCCGGGCGGGUGUCUCCGCCGCAACACAAGUUGACCUCAACCCUCAUGAUCUACCCAGGAUAGGAUCUCCAGCACUGCGCUCUGAGCUUGGGGUAAAGCCUCUGCUACCUAAACCAAGCCACCGGUCCCCGGAGGACUCGAUUCUCCUGGAGGGAACUGCCCAUAGGGCAACCCUGCGAGAUCUGUUCGUUGUUUCUCUCCUAAUCAAGCCUCGUUACAAAUUCACGGAGAGAUUUCAUCUUUGCCUGUAUCCCUUCCCGCCUGUUUUUGGGGAAAUGCUACAAAUUUUCAUGAAGUAUGGCGCGACCUUUUCGAUAACGAUGUCACUAGACGAUCUAUACCGCCGAAAGGAAUUUGAUCCCGAUCGUGACAUUGAGCUGCUGCCAUCUGAUUCAGAGAGCUACGACGACGACGAUGAUGAUGAGGGAAACGGUAACACUUGGCUUAUGACGGGCCGACCAAAAUACCAAAUUAUGAGGCGGAUCGGCCUUACAAGGGACGGAAAUUGGAGGAAGCUCAUCACAUUUGAUGGUGUUAUAGAAUUACUAAUUUCCUCUGGCGGCUCGAUCACACUGGGCGAGUUUCUGCGCUUCAUAGGCGGCCCAUGUUUGGACGUGCCAGUGUCACCCGUUGAUGAUGCUCAGCCCGAUGGCGGUCUCGCAGCGGCUCCUAGUUCUUCACCCGACGAAAGUUUCGCGGCCGCGCCUCUGGACGUCGAACGCAAACAACAACCACAACAACAGCGGCGGCAGCAGCAGCAGCAGCAACAACAAACCAAGGAAACUUUGGAAAAGGCAGAGACAUCCGGCAACGAGGAUCUUGGAAGCCAGGCUACCAAACAGCCAGGCCUUUUCCCUUGGGUAACGCUAGAGACACUUUCCCCACGAGACCCUGCCCCUGAUGUUGGAUGUCGCGAUGAGAAAUAA
This is a messenger RNA of Dichotomopilus funicola, 3063 nucleotides long. RefSeq lists its product as uncharacterized. The transcript has 8 exons. NCBI's taxonomy places the organism in Eukaryota, Fungi, Ascomycota, Sordariomycetes, Sordariales, Chaetomiaceae. Bases 1 to 3063 code for a protein of 1020 amino acids. The record is from RefSeq and is a predicted model, not a curated record.